This is a messenger RNA of Clupea harengus (Atlantic herring), 2196 nucleotides long. RefSeq names its product nuclear factor, interleukin 3 regulated (gene nfil3). Gene Ontology annotation, molecular function: DNA-binding transcription factor activity; DNA binding. The record is from RefSeq and is a predicted model, not a curated record. Gene Ontology annotation, biological process: regulation of DNA-templated transcription; circadian rhythm; DNA-templated transcription. Lineage: Eukaryota; Metazoa; Chordata; Actinopteri; Clupeiformes; Clupeidae. Gene Ontology annotation, cellular component: nucleus.
ACGUAGGAUGUCAGUAACCACACGCUGCCAAUACACAUCUUAGUGACCUACUAACACAGAUCCAUGAGGCAGUAGUCACUCCGGGAGGAAAAAGCUAGGGAGAAACAAGGAAACGCUACCUUAGAAAUACAAAUGGUUUACAAAAUGAUUUCUACUUGCACUAUACACCACGGAAACUGUUGUAUGAAGUGUUGGACUACCAUUUUGUAAAGAUCUUUCACAAGGCACAACUGGAAUUAUUACCCCUGAAUAUAUAUAUAUACACAUGUGGCUUCACCCUCUGGGACAAACAUAAGGACAUCUGAACGCAAUGAGUCAGAACUAAGUACUUUAUGCAACUAAAAUCGUAGCACUUGUAUGUAACAUGCAGACCAUCAAGAAGGAGCUCUCCAAUGGGCACUUCAAUGGAGAGGAUGCCCUGGUUCUUGCGGUCGCCUUGCAGGGUCCGGACAGGGACCUGCUGAGUCAAAAGCUGUCCAGCGUCCCUUUCAAAGCCAAAAGCACCUCCUGCCGCCGAAAACGGGAGUUCAUCCCUGAUGAGAAGAAGGACAACCUGUACUGGGAGCGGAGGCGCAAGAACAACGAGGCGGCCAAGCGUUCCCGGGAGAAGCGGCGUCUCAACGACAUGGUGCUGGAGACCAAGCUGAUGGCCCUCGGCGAAGAGAAUGCCACGCUCAAGUCCGAGCUGCUCUCGCUCAAGUUGAAAUACGGCCUGGUCAGCUCCGCCGUCUACGCCCAGGAGAUGCAGAAUAUCUCCACCACCACCGCCGCACUUUACCAGGACUACGUCUUGCCUGGCCCCGCCCAAAGCCCUUACAGCCGAGAGCUGGAUCCAGCAAGGCUGGGCAGCAGCUGCAUAUCUGUCAUCAAGCACUCGCCUCACAGCUCCCUAUCUGAGGGGUCGGACACCAGCGCGGCCACCCAGGUUAGCCCCCUCGCGGGGAUCUGCCGGACCUCUGAAAGUAUAAAGCUGGAGCCCUUGGAAAACGGCAGCUAUGCCCGUGACCAGACGAGUCCCUAUGAACUGUAUAGGAAUUACCUGACCAACCCAUUCCCUGGGGCAUACUCCCAGCCCUCCCCGCUUCUGCAGAUCACGAGAUCGUCGAGCAACUCGCCCAGAACCUCGGACGGCGACGACGGCGUCGUGAGCAAGUCGUCCGACGGAGAGGAUGAGCAGCAGGUGCCCAAAGGCCCCACCCCCUCCAGAUGCGACCCUAAGAGUGUCAUCGUCUCCACUCUCAAAGUGCCAGAGUACAACUCCUCGGCCCUGCCCCACAAGCUGCGGAUCAAGGCCCGAGCGAUCCAGAUCAAAGUGGAGGCUAUCGACUCAGAUUACGACUCCUCCAGGAAGUCCUCAUCUCCUGUUGAAAUGUCAGGGACAGGGAACUACCCGGCGGGUCAGACCGGCAUACCGGAGUACAUCCGGUCGUCUUUCAGCCCGCUGUCGCUCCAAGUAACUAAUGUUCAGAACUGGAACCAGAGGCCAGAUCACUGGCACAAGGAGCGCCUGGGGCCGCCCAAGGCAGGUGGCAUCAUCUGCCCGAGCUCUCCAGAUCGCUGGCACAAAGAGCGCCUGGGGCCGCCCAAGGCAGGUGGCAUCAUCUGCCCGAGCUCUCCAGAUCGCUGGCACAAAGAGCGCCUGGAGCCGCCCAAGGCAGGUGGCAUCAUCCGCCCGAGCUCUCCAGAUCUGGUCACUGACAAACUCCUCGUCAAUCUCAAAGAGAGUUCCUACGCCGGUACGGACUCGGAGAGCUUGUACUUGAAACGGGGCAUAGCCAACCUAUCUGACGAAGUAGCCUCGCUCAAAAGACUGAUCAUCCAUCGGCAAGGGUCUGUGAUUGAGUCGACCAAAAGCACUACUGACCAUGACGCGGUAUCGAAAGUAUGUUUUUCAAACUGAGUGCUUACCUUCUGUUUUGCACAAUGCCUGUUUUCCACUGUGUUUGCUACUGCACUGUGCAAUUCAUAUGGUGUAUAAAGAGAAAGGAAAGAAAAUGCUGAUCAUUGAAUUGAAUGGUGUGUUGUGCACUUACUGUUGUAGUUUGGUGUGCCCUCUCGGUAUCUCCAUCUGUAGCCCAGAAGCCAAUGUCAGGCUAAUGUACAUGCAAAUUAAAUGUUGACUUUUCAAGUUUUGUUGUACACAGUACAUUUUUUUGUUGUUGCUGUUGUUUACAAUAAAUGUAUGUAAGCACUGAA